Messenger RNA from Trichophyton rubrum CBS 118892, 700 nucleotides. RefSeq lists its product as uncharacterized. The record is from RefSeq and is a predicted model, not a curated record. Bases 61 to 582 code for a protein of 173 amino acids. NCBI's taxonomy places the organism in Eukaryota, Fungi, Ascomycota, Eurotiomycetes, Onygenales, Arthrodermataceae. The transcript is spliced from 3 exons.
CUCAUCUGUACGAACACCAGCUAUCAAGAGCAAUAUCCCGAAUAUAUAUCAAGAUAAGACAUGAGUGACCGUCCUGAGCGUCCACCGGUAUGGGUUAGGGGCGGACCGCCUUACUUCUAUCAUCCUCGUCGACCAUCUGCACCAUCUGCACCAUCUGAGGUUGCGAAUGAAGAGUUGCGACGUGCAUCAACCACCUCCAGCAUCCCAUCUGUUACUGGCAUCGUACCAGACCGAUCCAGCUCGAUCUCAUCUACCACCUCCGCCACACAGAACGCUCAGCAAGCUGGCGUAGCAUCGACUCUAUUCCCCUUCAUGGCCAAAGAUCGUUCAGGCUCGAUGUCGUCUGAGUCAGGAACAGGGCCUGAACGAGACCAGUCAAAGAGAAGAAGCUCGCAUUCCGAAGGGAGCUAUGCUGGGCUAAUGACGCAGAAGCGAAUGUCAGAAGACCCGCUCUUUGCUAGUAGGCGGGAGAGUUGGAGGGAGCAGGCUGCCAAUUCUCGACCAGAUGAUAGGAGAUUCCUUAGCCGUUGGUGGGAUAAUUUUGUUAAAGGAGAGCGACAGGCACCUCCCAAGAACAAGUGAUAGUUUUCUCUACCACGUCUAUAAGGUGGAUGGCGUAAAAAUUUGACAAAAGCUGACCCAAAUGGCGAGUUUUGGAGAACUUUGUUGAACCCAGGCUAUUUCUUUGCAAUAAUGUGGU